CCCCAUUACCAAACCCCACCCGUAACAAAAGAAAAAAAAUAAAAUAAAAUAAAAGAUUUUCUUUUUCUCCGCACGACAGAGCUGCGACGCCGCGACCAUAUUUCCCGCAACCCCACACUCACUGUCACUCACUGAGCCACGAACUUAUAAUUUCCAUAAAGAAACCCUAAUUUCGAGUGAAUUUUCCGCGCUAGGCAUCGAUCUGGUAUCUUGCUUUUGCUGGACAUUUAAUCGUACAGGUAAAUGCCGGAAUCUUACGCCAUGCCGCCGGAGGAGACUGCCGUUAAGUCGCCUCUCGACAAACCGCUUCACCAGCUCACUGAAGAUGACAUUGCUCAGCUCACUCGCGAAGACUGCCGCCGUUACCUCAAGGAGAAAGGGAUGAGGAGACCUUCGUGGAACAAAUCUCAGGCGAUCCAGCAAGUAAUAAUGCUGAAGACGCUCCUCGAAACGCCCCCGGAUUCCGACGCCGGUUCACGCAAGAGGCUUCACAUUUCGCGCUCUCAUAAUAGCCGUAGCAGCAAUAAUGCUCUGGAGAAUGUUCCUAGAGGAACAAGCGGUGAUGCGGAAAAUUCUGUAUCUGCAGAAGAAACGACACCGUACGACACAAAAGAUCUGGACAAACCUGAUUCCUCGGGUGGUUUUUCGGGCCGUUUUACUGCCGCCAAAGAUGAAUCUGCUCAGCCUAGAACCACAGGUUUGACAAAUACUCCAGUUGGGCAAAUGACAAUAUUCUAUUGUGGCAAAAUAAAUGUGUAUGAUGAUGUGCCAACAGAUAAGGCACAAGCUAUAAUGCAUAUCGCUGCAAGUCCGGUACAGUAUCCAGAAGAACUGCUGGUUGAUGGCUCUAAAACACUGCAACCUUUUCCAUGCCUAUCAAAAGCUGUCAGUGCCAAAGCACCUCCAGCUAUCUUGCCAACUCACCAAACAGUGAAAACAAGUGACAACCCUCUACUGCUUGGAGAAGAAAAUAACAUUCUUCGUGAAGAGACACAUUCAGUGGAAGGACCUUCAACCAGAAAAGCAUCAGUACAAAGAUAUCUCGAGAAGAGAAAAGACAGGUUUAAGAGCAAGAGAAAGGCAGGAAUGACCCCAUGUGCAAGCUUGGAUAUGUACUUCAACCACCAAAUGGGUAAUCAGAUGCCAAGAAAUGACACAUGCUCCCCACCCCAAAUCAGACCACCAUCUACCCCUGCGCGCUGCAGUUCCAUGGACAAUGAUUCAGUAAAGAAUGUAUGCCUUUCUACUGGUCUCCAGUAACAAAGGUGUGUGCUCUCUCAGUAGCAAGCUUCUCUCAGAAUUAAGCAGAUUCCUUGCGUGGGGUCCAAAAUGACAAGUCAUUGAUUUACUUCUCAGUAGCAAGCUUUUCCACUGUAAAAUUUGGAGGAAGAUAAUGAUUCCUGUUCUUAUCCAUAAAGUAUCUUGGUUGAUAUUCAUGCCCAGGGCCUGACAAAUGUUCCAUGGGUUCUUGUGCAAGUCCCAUCUUCUUAAAUGGGUAAACUAUAUAAUCUAUAUACUUACACAGAAACCUGCUCGAUAUUUUUUGUACAAUAUUAUCUUUACACCCUGUAGAACAUAGUCUUGUUGAGUUCUACAAUAAAGUUUAAUUUGACAUUUUGCUUAUCCCUGACUACUUCCCCAUUCUGGAGCCUCCUGAUAGUGCGUCUAGAACUAGAACAUUUUUCAGCAUGUGUCCUUUUCCUCAUGCGAAGAGACUACACCAUAUCACACACACAUACACAGUCCUGCAGGCUCUCUUUGAAGCAUAUACAUCUUUGGAUCAUUGCAUGGCCUUUUAGUUGAAAUGUUCUAUUGCAUGAGGGUAUUACAAAUACUUCCGUUGCUGUCUUUGGGUUGGUACCCUCGAGCUGUUUGGAGGGGAAA
Molecule: messenger RNA, 1884 nt
Organism: Sesamum indicum (sesame)
Lineage: Eukaryota; Viridiplantae; Streptophyta; Magnoliopsida; Lamiales; Pedaliaceae
Product: protein TIFY 4B
Biological process (GO): response to wounding; regulation of defense response; regulation of jasmonic acid mediated signaling pathway
Cellular component (GO): nucleus
Source: RefSeq, a predicted model, not a curated record